AUGUCCUUCUACCGCACCGCCGCCUGGUUCGCCAAGGGGCUGCGCGAAUACACAAAGAGUGGCUAUGAAGCUGCAUCGCAGGACUUCAUCCCCAAUGACUUGGAGGUCCAAGUUCCUGGAAGAACCUUCUUGAUCACUGGAGGGAACAGUGGCAUUGGGAAAGCAACUGCUAUUGAAAUAGCCAAAAGAGGUGGCACAGUUCACCUGGUUUGCCGAGAUCAAGACAGAGCAGAAGAUGCCAAACGUGAGAUCAUCAAGGAGAGCAGUAACCAGAACAUCUUUCUACACAUCGUGGACUUGUCUGAUCCUAAGAAAAUUUGGAAAUUUGCUGAGAAAUUCAAACAGGACCAUAAACUGAACGUUCUGAUCAAUAAUGCAGGUUGCAUGGUCAAUAAGCGAGAACUCACAGAAGAUGGACUUGAAAAAAACUUUGCGACCAAUACGCUAGGUGUAUAUAUUCUUACCACAGCCCUGCUCCCUGCACUGGAGAGUGAACAUGACCCCAGAGUGAUAACUGUCUCCUCAGGAGGAAUGUUGGUUCAGAAACUGAAUUCCAGUGAUCUACAGUCCGAAAGGGCAGCAUUUAAUGGAACUAUGGUCUAUGCACAAAACAAGAGGCAGCAGGUGGUUUUGACUGAGCGAUGGGCCAGCAUGCACCGAGCCAUCCAUUUCUCGUCCAUGCAUCCUGGCUGGGUGGACACUCCAGCUGUGCAGCUGUCCAUGCCAGGCUUCCAUGCCAGGAUGAAGGGCAGACUGCGCUCAGUGGCACAGGGGGCAGACACGGUGCUGUGGCUUGCUCUGUCCCCUGCGGCCACCAUGCACCCCAGCGGCCUGUUCUUCCAAGAUCGGAAACCAGUUUCUACCCACUUGCCUCUUGCUAGAACGUCUUCCUCACAGGCUGAAGAGGAGAAGCUCACUGAAGUCCUGGAACAGCUGGCUCAGAGAUUUAAAUAG
Molecule: messenger RNA, 954 nt
Organism: Chrysochloris asiatica (Cape golden mole)
Lineage: Eukaryota; Metazoa; Chordata; Mammalia; Afrosoricida; Chrysochloridae
Gene: DHRS12
Product: dehydrogenase/reductase (SDR family) member 12
Exons: 10
Coding region: 1-954 (317 amino acids)
Source: RefSeq, a predicted model, not a curated record